Ceratosolen solmsi marchali is the source of this 6298-nucleotide messenger RNA. It is a transcript of the gene zip, whose product is annotated as myosin heavy chain 10. Bases 214 to 6225 code for a protein of 2003 amino acids. Gene Ontology annotation, cellular component: myosin II complex; cytoplasm; myosin filament. Gene Ontology annotation, molecular function: microfilament motor activity; ATP binding; actin filament binding. The transcript is spliced from 14 exons. Lineage: Eukaryota; Metazoa; Arthropoda; Insecta; Hymenoptera; Agaonidae. The record is from RefSeq and is a predicted model, not a curated record.
CACGUACGUACGCAGGCAGCAGGCAGGUACGGAAAGAGAAGAGGAAAAGAGACAGACAACUCCGCAGGCUGACACGCCAGCGCCUGGUCGGAGAGAGUUGCGGGACAAGGAGGAGGGCAAGGAGGUGCCGCCGACUGGGCGCACAUACACGCGCGCAUUCACACCCGCACCCGCACGCACGCACGCGAGCGCGCGCGCACGGGGGCUCUUAAGAUGGCGGACGCGGACUCGAGGGUGGACCGAUCGGAUCCGGAGCUACGAAUCCUGUCGGUCGACCGGAAUAGCUUCAACGACCCGGCGACUCAGGCUGAGUGGACGCAGAAGAAACUGGUAUGGGUGCCUUCGGAGCUGCAGGGCUUUGUAGCCGCGAGCAUAAAAGGCGAGCGAGGCGACGAGGUGGAAGUGGAGAUCGUCGAAACCGGCAAGCGCGUCCUCGUCGCCAAGGACGACAUACAAAAGAUGAACCCGCCCAAGUUCGACAAGGCCGAGGACAUGGCCGAGCUCACCUGCCUAAACGAGGCCUCUGUCCUCCACAACCUUAAGGACCGCUACUACUCGGGGCUUAUUUACACGUAUUCCGGACUCUUCUGCGUGGUCGUUAAUCCAUAUAAGAAGUUGCCAAUUUACACGGAGAAAAUUAUGGAAAGGUACAAAGGCAUUAAGAGACACGAGGUACCACCCCACGUGUUUGCUAUAACAGAUACAGCAUAUCGCUCUAUGCUGCAAGACCGAGAAGACCAGUCGAUAUUGUGCACGGGUGAGUCAGGCGCCGGCAAGACGGAAAACACGAAAAAAGUAAUCCAGUAUCUGGCCUAUGUUGCAGCUUCGAAACCCAAAUCGAACGCGAGCACUGGAACUUGCUCCGAUAAAUUUGCGGGUGAACUUGAACAACAACUCUUGCAAGCGAACCCAAUUUUGGAGGCCUUUGGAAACGCAAAGACUGUGAAAAAUGAUAACUCUUCUCGUUUCGGUAAAUUUAUAAGGAUCAAUUUCGAUGCCUCUGGUUAUAUAGCUGGGGCAAAUAUCGAGACUUAUCUACUAGAAAAAUCACGAGCCAUUCGCCAAGCAAAAGACGAAAGAACUUUCCAUAUAUUUUAUCAGCUAUUGUCUGGCGCUUCUCUGGAACAAAAAAAGGAAUACAUUUUGGAAGAUCCGAAGCUUUAUCCGUUCUUGUCUUGUGGUGCAUUGCCUGUUCCCGGUGUAGACGAUACUGCUGAAUUCCAUUCAACAGUCAAAGCGAUGCAUAUCAUGGGUAUGACCAACGAAGACUUUUCAUCGAUUUUUCGCAUCGUUUCAGCCGUCAUGCUCUUCGGCUCAAUGCAGUUCCGCCAAGAAAGAAAUUCAGACCAGGCAACUCUCCCAGAUAACACAGUUGCUCAAAAGAUCUCACAUUUACUCGGCUUAAACGUUACCGAGAUGACCAAAGCUUUUCUUAAGCCUAGAAUAAAAGUUGGACGAGAUUUUGUGACGAAAGCACAAACUAAAGAACAAGUUGAAUUUGCCGUAGAGGCCAUCUCCAAAGCAUGCUAUGAGCGAAUGUUUCGCUGGUUGGUUAAUCGCAUUAAUCGCUCCCUCGAUCGUACCAAGAGGCAAGGCGCGAGCUUUAUUGGUAUCCUUGAUAUGGCCGGUUUCGAAAUCUUUGAACUCAAUUCCUUUGAGCAAUUGUGCAUCAACUAUACGAAUGAAAAGCUUCAACAGCUGUUCAAUCAUACUAUGUUCAUACUGGAACAGGAGGAAUAUCAGCGAGAAGGUAUAGAAUGGAAGUUUAUCGAUUUCGGUCUUGAUCUUCAACCAACGAUAGAUUUAAUUGACAAGCCCAUGGGUAUUAUGGCACUGUUGGACGAGGAAUGCUGGUUUCCAAAGGCCACCGAUAAGACUUUCGUCGAGAAGCUCGUCGGCGCUCACCAUGUGCAUCCGAAAUUUAUGAAAACUGACUUUCGUGGUGUGGCCGACUUUGCAAUUAUUCAUUAUGCCGGCAAGGUUGAUUACUCAGCUGAUAAGUGGUUGAUGAAGAAUAUGGAUCCACUCAACGAAAAUGUCGUUAGCUUGUUGCAAAUGUCCCAGGAUCCAUUCGUCUGUCAUAUUUGGAAGGACGCUGAAAUUGUGGGAAUGGCCCAGCAAGCUCUUACCGACACGCAAUUCGGGGCGCGAACUAGAAAGGGAAUGUUUAGAACUGUAUCACAAUUGUAUAAAGAGCAACUAGCUAAACUGAUGGUCACUUUACGAAAUACCAACCCGAACUUUGUUAGGUGCAUAAUUCCAAAUCAUGAGAAGAGGGCUGGAAAAAUUGACGCGCCUCUAGUACUCGAUCAACUCAGAUGCAAUGGCGUAUUGGAAGGUAUCAGAAUUUGCAGACAAGGUUUCCCCAACAGAAUACCCUUCCAAGAAUUUAGACAACGAUAUGAACUUCUGACGCCUAAUGUUAUUCCUAAAGGAUUUAUGGAUGGAAAGAAGGCUUGUGAAAAUAUGAUCCAAUCAUUAGAGUUAGAUCCGAAUUUGUAUAGAGUUGGACAGUCUAAAAUAUUCUUUAGAGCAGGAGUACUCGCUCAUUUGGAAGAAGAAAGGGAUUACAAAAUAACAGAUUUAAUAGUAAACUUUCAAGCAUUUUGUAGAGGUUUUCUUGCACGACGAAAUUAUCAAAAGCGUUUGCAGCAGCUCAAUGCUAUUCGUAUUAUUCAGAGAAAUUGCGCUGCUUACUUGAAGUUGCGUAACUGGCAAUGGUGGCGUCUAUAUACCAAAGUCAAACCUCUUUUAGAAGUAACGAAACAGGAAGAAAAGCUGACUCAAAAAGAAGAUGAAUUAAAACAGGUUCGCGACAAACUUGAGAUGCAAUUGCAUUCGGCCCAAGAAUACGAACGCAAAUAUCAGCAAGCUAUUGAGGAGAAGACGAUGCUUGCCGAACAACUUCAGGCUGAAGUGGAAUUGUGCGCAGAAGCUGAAGAAAUGCGUGCGAGAUUAGCCGCUAGAAAACAGGAGCUUGAAGAAAUUUUACAUGACUUGGAGGCUCGAAUCGAAGAGGAAGAAGAAAGAACGUCAUCUCUUAUGCAUGAAAAGAAGAAACUGCAGUUGAAUAUAAGUGAUUUAGAAGAGCAAUUAGAGGAGGAAGAAGCCACAAGACAGAAAUUACAACUUGAAAAAGUUCAGUGCGAUGGAAAAAUAAAAAAACUUGAGGAAGACCUGGCAUUAUCGGAAGAUACAAAUCAGAAGCUUUUGAAGGAGAAGAAAUUAUUGGAAGAAAGAGCUAACGAUUUAUCGCAAGCUUUAGCAGAGGAAGAAGAGAAAGCCAAGCAUUUGGCGAAAUUGAAAACGAAGCAUGAAGCUUCCAUAGCUGACCUCGAGGAACGAUUAUUAAAGGAUCACCAACAACGUCAAGAAGUUGACAGAUCCAAGAGAAAAGUGGAAACGGAAGUAUCAGACCUAAAGGAGCAGUUAGCUGAAAAAAAGGCGCAACUCGAGGAACUACAGCUACUUAUGGGCAAGCGUGAGGAAGAACUUACUCAGGCUUUAACGAAAAUAGAUGAGGAAAGUGCAAUCAAAGCUCAGUCGCAGAAGGCCCUGCGCGAGCUAGAGUCACAGUUGGUAGAGCUACAGGAAGAUUUGGAAGCUGAGAAGGUCGCUAGGAGCAAAGCCGAAAAACUUAAGCGCGAUCUGAACGAGGAGCUAGAAGCACUUAAGAACGAGCUCCUCGACUCAUUGGAUUCGACAGCAGCACAACAGGAACUUCGAAGCAAACGCGAACAGGAAGUGGCUACUUUAAAGAAGAACCUCGAGGAAGAAACUUGUCUACACGAGGCGACUCUACAGGACAUGCGCCACAAGCAUACUCAAGAGUUGACAACAAUAAAUGAACAGAUGGACGCGCUGAAAAAGGCUAAGGCAGCCCUAGAAAAAAUCAAAGGCACGCUUGAAGCUGAGAAUGCUGAGUUGACUACAGAGCUGCGUUCGGUUAACGCAAGCCGGCAGGAAUCCGAUCGCCGGCGUAAGCAGGCCGAACAGCAGCUUGUCGACAUCAACGCUAAGCUCAUGGAGGUCGAGAGCGUUAGACAAGAGCUGGCCGAGAAGGUAGCCAAACUUCAGACUGAGGCAGAGAACGUCUCUCAGCAACUUGAAUCGGCUGAACUAAAAGCAUCGGCAGCGAUGAAGGCAUCUGUGACUUCGGAGUCUCAGCUAACUGAAUUACAGCAACAGCUCGAAGAAGAGACCAAACAAAAACUCGCCCUCAGCUCUAAGUUACGAGCACUGGAGAGCGAUAAAGAGACCCUUCGCGAUCAACUCGAUGAGGAAGAAGAGGUGCAGCGUACUCUUGAGAAGCAGGUUCUGGCUCUUAACACGCAGUAUACGGAAGCGAAAAAGCGCGCCGAUGAGGAAAGUGAAUCGGCAGCGGCUCUUGAGGAAGCUAGGAAGCGCCUUGUGAAGGACAUUGAAGCCCUUCAACGUCAGGUUGAAGAGCUCCAGGCUGCUAAUGAGAAGCUCGACAAAUCGAAAAAGAAGAUCCAGGCGGAGCUCGAAGACAGCACGAUCGAACUCGAUCUACAACGCGCCAAAGUGAUUGAACUCGAAAAAAAACAAAAGAACUUCGAUAAGGUCUUAAUGGAGGAGAAAGCGAUAUCGAUGCAAUAUGCAGAGCUACGCGACACCGCAGAACGCGAAGCUCGCGAAAAAGAAACGAAGGUUCUGUCGUUAACGCGUGAGCUCGAUGAGCUGAACGAUAAGGUCGAAGAGCUCGAACGCGGACGUAAGAGCUUGCAGGCCGAGCUCGACGAGCUUGUUAACAACCAGGGUACCGCUGACAAGAAUGUUCAUGAUCUCGAGAAGGCCAAGCGUCUACUUGAAUCUAAAAUUGCCGAGCAACAAGCCCAAGUCGAAGAGCUUGAGGACGAGCUCCAGUGCACCGAGGAUGCUAAGCUUCGACUUGAGGUCAACAUGCAGGCCAUGAGAUCGCAGUUCGAGCGUGAGCUUCAAGCCAAGGAGGAGCAAGCCGAAGAGAAACGCCGAGGUCUCGUUAAGCAGCUCCGUGACCUGGAAGCUGAAUUAGAGGACGAAAGGAAGCAGAGAUCGGCAGCAAUAGCUCAGCGAAAGAAAAUCGAAGCGGAUUACAAAGACAUGGAGCAACAGCUUGAGGUGCAUAACAAAGUCAAGGAAGAUGCACUCAAGCAGCUGAAGAAGUUGCAGACGCAAAUAAAGGACUGUACGAGAGAGACGGAAGAGGCACGGGCUGCAAGGGACGAACUUGCUGCGGCCUCCAAGGAGGUUGAGCGUAAAGUCAAGGGCCUUGAGGCCGAUGUCAUGCAACUCACUGAAGAUUUAACCAAUAGUGAACGCGCGCGCCGGGUUGCUGAGACUGAGCGCGAUGAACUUCAGGAAGAACUUAAUAAUAACGCCAAUAAAGGUACGAUUCUCUUGGAUGAGAAACGCCGUCUUGAUGCGAGAAUCGCUACUCUCGAAGAAGAACUUGAAGAAGAACAAUCAACAAACGAGGUUCUCAUGGAUCGUGCCCGGAAAGCACAACUUUCUAUAGAGCAACUUACGACAGAUUUACAAACUGAACGAUCAACUAUGCAGAAAUUGGAAUCCCAUAGAUCGCUUUUUGAGAGACAGAAUAAAGAACUGAAGGCCAAAUUGGCUGAACUUGAGACAGCUCAACGUGCUAAAUCCAAGGCAACAAUUCAGGCUCUUGAGAGUAAAAUCAAUAAUCUUGAAGAGCAGGUGGAUACAGAGACAAAGGAGAGAUUUGCUCAACAGAAGAUAAAUAGGAAACUGGAUAAGAAAGUCAAGGAACUAGUACUCCAAGUUGAAGAUGAGAGAAGAAACGCCGAGCAAUACAAGGAGCAAGUUGAAAAGGUUAAUGUAAAGAUGAAAAGUUUAAAGAGGCUAUUAGACGAAGCCGAGGAGGAGAUCAGCAGGCACAAGGCUUCGAAGCGAAAGCAGCAAAGAGAAAUGGAAGAUAUGAUAGAAUCGCAGGAAGUUCUAACGAGAGAAGUAGCUAAUCUGAAAAACAAGCUGAGCGAGUUAGAUACAAAAACGCACACUAGCAGGCCAUUGGGCUCGACUUAUCGUGGCCGCUGGAAGGAUGAAAUUAUUAAUUCGCUAAAUGUACGUGGCGGACAACCAAUUAGUGGACUCGGCUCAGCAAGACUGAAACGCGCCUCGAUGCAGACUGGUGGCUCCGGAGACGACUCGACAACGCAGGAUGAAAGCAUGGACGGCGAAGAAAAUACGAAUUAAAGAGUGCACGGAAAACUCGAGGAAUGGGCAAGGACGAUGCGCACCAACGCAUAAUACAAAAAAAAAAAAAAUA